AUGACUCUACCACCUCGCUUGUGCCCUCUGCUGGAGCGCCAGAAGCGCGCGAUUCUUCAGACACUACAGAAACCUCCCGAGGUGGACGAGAUCGACGUAUACGGCGAGGACUACCCGCCAACUAACACACUGGCGCACGAGCAGCUCAGUGACUUGUUGAUGGGCACGGUAACCCGCGGUGAGGGCAACAGUUGCCUGCUGAUCGGUCCUAGCGGAAGUGGGAAGACACAAAUGGUUGAGCGAGCCAUCGCGGCACUCCCAAACAACCCAAUUGUGGUCCGCCUCUCCGGCUACGCGCAGCACAACGACCGUCUAGCUAUCCGCGAGAUAGCAUGGCAACUCGCCCAACAAACCGGGCAUUCCUUCCUCCCAGACCAAGACACGGACGCAGACGCAGACGAGAACCCCUUCGUCGACUCCGGCCCCACCUCCGCGCCAGGGCCCGCGCUGUCCGUGACGCUCCCCCCGCCCGCACACCUCCUCGCGCUCAUCUCGAUGAUCCCGACCCUCCCGCGGCCGACGGUCAUCGUGCUGGACGGGUUCGACCUCUUUGCGGCGCACGCGCGCCAGGCGCUGCUCUACUGCCUGCUCGACACCGCGCAGGCGUGCCGCGCGGGGCUCACGACCGCCGCCGCCGGGGGCCAGAGUGCGAGCGGGAUGGCGGUCGUGGGGGUUACGGCGCGGGUGGACACGAUUAAUCUGCUGGAGAAGCGCGUGAAGAGCCGGUUUUCGGGGAGGAUGAUCAGGACGGCGGGGCCGGCGAGGGUUGCGCAUUGGGUUGCGCUUACCAAGGCGGUCCUUGGUGCCCCGGUUAUGACUGGGGGUCAUGAUGAAGAUGAGGGGGCGAAGGAGGAAUGGGAGGGGGUGUGGGGCACCGCUGUGGAGAGGUUCUUGGCUGAAGAUGCGACCUUGGACGCGCUGCGGGAGACGUAUGCGCUCGCCAGGGAUUACCAGAUACUCCGGAGGAUAUUGACAUGUUUGGUGUUGGAGAUGACGCCGUCGUCGCCAAUUCCCACCGCUGCGAAGCUUGAGAAAGCAAUCAGUCGCCAGCGGUGUCCGCCACGUUUCCCCUCACUUCAUACCCUCCCUUACCCAGCAGUAUGCCUCCUCAUCUCAUCGGUCCACGCGCAAACGUCGGGCCACGACGCGUUCACGUUCGAGAUGCUGCACGAAACAUUCAAGAACCAGGUGCGCACAUCGCAGUCGGCCCCCGUGCAAAUUGAGGGUGGAGGCAUCGGUAUGGCGUUCGAGCGACUGGCGGAUCUGCGCAUCUUCCAGCCUGCAGCUGCGCCUGGGAUGACCACGGGGCGCGAGUUCGCGCUGUAUCGGAGCGCCGUCGAUCGGUUCGCGGUGAAGAAGGCGGUCGAGACGGUCGGCCAGCUGAGCCUGAAGAAGUGGUUCACGAAGGCUCAAUGA
Molecule: messenger RNA, 1416 nt
Organism: Trametes versicolor FP-101664 SS1
Lineage: Eukaryota; Fungi; Basidiomycota; Agaricomycetes; Polyporales; Polyporaceae
Exons: 6
Coding region: 1-1416 (471 amino acids)
Biological process (GO): DNA replication initiation; DNA replication
Cellular component (GO): nucleus; nuclear origin of replication recognition complex
Molecular function (GO): DNA replication origin binding
Source: RefSeq, a predicted model, not a curated record